Messenger RNA from Lontra canadensis (Northern American river otter), 2620 nucleotides. It is a transcript of the gene IL1R1, whose product is annotated as interleukin 1 receptor type 1. The record is from RefSeq and is a predicted model, not a curated record. The transcript has 13 exons. Gene Ontology annotation, biological process: regulation of inflammatory response; signal transduction. NCBI's taxonomy places the organism in Eukaryota, Metazoa, Chordata, Mammalia, Carnivora, Mustelidae. Gene Ontology annotation, molecular function: interleukin-1, type I, activating receptor activity. Bases 510 to 2231 code for a protein of 573 amino acids.
GCAUGUGUCACUGCUGAGGAUUAAAGCCCCCAUAGGCUCUGACACACACGUCACUCAGAGUCUCCUUUCAGCUGCGGCAAAACUGGGUCGCCUGACAAGACGUGAGGGACACUCUCGUGCUGCGCAGACCAGAUCCAAAGCUCUUUGGAAAAAGAAAAGAGGAAUUAGCAAGUCUUUCCAGGGCUGUCUUCAGAAUGAACUUUUGCUUUUAAGAACCAACGUCAACUCAGCUGACUUAUUUGGGGGAAGAAACUGCUGUGGGCUUUCCCUCCAAGUCACCGCCUCCUGCAAGGCCAGCCAUCUCCAAGUGUCCCCAAGAUGAAGAAAGGAGAUGGUAGAGUCGCCCCUCGAGGAUGCUGACUCCGUGCUGAGAAGCGGGACCACUUCACACAAGGAAGAGCAGUCUCCAAGCACUCUGCCUUCAAAUAGCACAACACAGAUGCUGUUGGGAGACUUCCUCACUUGGCCAGCCUUUCAACUAUUGGCAGUGCAAGUCUAGUCAGGAGAAUAUGAAACUGUUACUCAGGUUUGUUUGUUUUACAGCUGUACUGAUUUCAUCUCUGGAAGCUGACCUGUGUGAGGUACGGACAGAACGAGUGAUCUUAGUUUCAUCUGCAUGUGAAAUUGGUGUUCGUUCCUGUUUUCUUAACCCAAAUGAAAAGAAAGGCCCUAUAAUUUGGUAUAAAAAUGACAGCAAGACACCUAUAUCUAUGGAUGUAGGUGCCAGGAUUCAUCAGCACAAAGAUGAACUUUGGUUUGUUCCCGCCAUGGUGGAGGAUUCGGGAUAUUACUUUUGCACCGUGAGGAAUGCAACUUACUGCCUCAAAAUUAAAACAACCAUUAAGUUUGUACAGCAUGAACCUAACUUGUGUUACAACACAGAAGCUAUCUUUACGCAGAGACUACCUGUUGCAGCAGAUGGACAACUUGUGUGUCCCUAUAUGGACUUUUUUAAAGAUGAAAAUAAUAAGUUACCAAAAAUACAGUGGCAGAAGGAUUGCAAACCUCUGCUUCUUGACAAUAUACACUUUAGUGGAGUGAAAGAUAGACUCAUUAUAGCAAAUGUGACUGCAGCUCAUAAUGGGAAAUAUACUUGUGGAAUAUUCUACAUGUACUUGGGAAAGCAAUAUCGUGUUACCCGGGUUAUAGAACUGAAGACUAUAGAAGAAUACAAGCCUCUGAGGCCUGUGAUUGUGAGUCCAGCUAACGAGACGGUGGAAGUAGGGCUGGGAUCCAAGCUGCAAUUAAUCUGCAAUGUCAGUGGCCUGUUUAGUGACUCUGUCUUCUGGAAGUGGAAUGGGUCAGCAAUUGACGAGGACGACUCCGUGCUGGCAGAGGAAUAUGUGCUAGUAAAAAAUCCUUCAGAAAGAGGAAAGGAUACAGUCAUCGACAUUCUUAAUAUUUCAAAAGUGGAAAGUAGGUUUUAUCUAUAUCCAUUUACUUGUAUAGCCAGGAAUACAGAUGGCCUAAGUUCAGCAUAUAUCCAAUUAAUACAUCCAGUGCCUGAUUUCAGGAAGCACACGAUUGGUAUAUUUGUCAUGUUAACAGUAAUAAUUACAUGCUCUGUUUUCAUCUACAAAAUCUUCAAGGUUGACAUUGUGCUUUGGUACCGGGAUUCUUGCUAUGAUUUUCUCCCCAAAAAAGCUUCAGAUGGAAAGAUCUAUGAUGCUUACAUACUAUAUCCAAAGACUCUUGGGGAAGGGUCCACCUGUCCCUCGGAUAUUUUUGUGUUUAAAGUCUUGCCUGAGGUCUUAGAAGAACAGUAUGGAUAUAAACUGUUCAUUUAUGGAAGGGAUGCCUAUGUUGGAGAAGACAUUGUUGACGUCACUAAUGAAAACAUAAGGAAAAGCAGAAGACUGAUUAUCAUUUUGGUCCCAGAAGCAACAGGAUUGGGCUGCCUGGGGAAUUCAUCUGAAGAGCAGAUAGCCAUGUACAAUGCUUUUGUUCAGGAUGGAAUUAAAAUUGUCCUGCUCGAACUGGAGAAAAUCCAAGACUAUGAGAAAAUGCCAGAAACCAUUAAAUUCAUCAGGCAGAAACAUGGGGCCAUACGCUGGUCAGGGGACUUUAGAGAGGGGUCAUGGUCUGCAAAGACAAGGUUCUGGAAGAACGUCAGAUACCACAUGCCAGUCCAGCGGCAGCCCCCUUCAUCCAAACCCCAGUUUCUGUCCUGGGCCACAAGGCCAGACUCUAAGAAAACGCUGCAGAAGGAGGUGCAGGUGCCUCUCGGGUAGCUUGGGAGAAGCUCGGCCCAGAGUUCCUUGGGUGACUCCCGUCUUCGGGCAUUGUAGGCUGGGCUGUGCCCCCACUGACCGUACAGUCAUAAAAUGCACCUGUGGCGUCCCUUAUCCCUGAGGUCAUCUGGAAUCAGAUCGUUAAGGGAACAGAAUGUGGUGGUGAUAGCAGGUCAGCCCAAUUCAGAACCGAGGACUUGGAAAUCCUUUCAGAAAGCAACAGAUGCCCUGCCUGAGUUUUUGGACUGCUAACAGGCACCGGGACCGCAAAUGAGAGGGAAGAACUAGCAGGAAAUAUUUAGCAUCUAUAAACGGUUUUAUGAAGUUGUCUACAGUCCAAGGGCGGGUCCGUGGCCCAGUUCGGGUACUGCCUGGUCCCUUGCCGCCCC